Oppiella nova is the source of this 2372-nucleotide messenger RNA. Lineage: Eukaryota; Metazoa; Arthropoda; Arachnida; Sarcoptiformes; Oppiidae. The record is from the annotation of a GenBank genome assembly.
AUGGUAACUGGAAACACAAACGAAUCGACCACACCCAAAUGCUAUAGCUUUUUAGCCAAUGAUAUUGUGCUCAAUAUUAUCGAUACCCCGCGUAUUGUGGACAUCAAUGGCGAAGAUAACGAUAACACUAAUAACACAAAUAUGAGAAAUCUGUUGGACUUUCUAAACAAUUAUCAGGAAAUUAAUGCCAUUUGUGUGCUCUUAAAGCCAUCCGACACUAGGGUUGACGUGAUUUUCAAGUAUUGUUUGUCACAAUUGUUGAGUCACUUGAACAGGUCGGCCGCCGAUAACAUACUGUUCCUCUUCGCCGAUACCUAUAAACCCGGAAGUUCUGCCUCAAUAUUAAUAUCUGAAUUGAGUCGUAUCAGGGAAAAUAUCCCUCAUAUAGAUAUAAAACAAAGUGAGUCGGGUGUGGGAAAGUCGACUUUCAUCAAUGCAUUCGUCAAUUACAUGACUUACGAGACUAUGGAUGAGGCCAUGGAUGAGCCCAUAUGUUUAUUGCCAGUUCAGUUUACACUAUCAGAUCAACAGACUUAUAAUGAGAAAGAAAUAACAUUCGGAAUACCGGACAGCAAUGAGAACACCACUGACUCGACACAAUCGGCCACUAAAUCUCCGAAAUGCUAUAAAUUUCAAAACAAUUACAUUGUGCUCAAUAUUAUUGAUACCCCGGGUAUUGGCGAUACGGAUGGUGUGGAACAAGAUAACGAAAAUAUGAGAAAUCUGUUGGAUUUUAUUAGUAAUUACCGCGAAAUUAACGCCAUUUGUGUGCUCCUAAAGCCUAACAACGCGAGGGUUGACGUGAUAUUCAAGUAUUGUUUGCUUGAGUUAUUCAGUCACUUGAAUAAGUCUGCGGCCGAUAACAUACUGUUCCUGUUUACUAACGCCCGGUCCACGCAAUACGCACCGGGAGAUUCAGGGCCUGUUUUAAAGAAAUUACUAAAAGAAGUUAAGGAAAGGCCUCCGUAUGUGGACGUGAAGUAUAGUCGAGAAACAAUCUAUUGCUUCGAUAACGAGUCGUUCCGUUAUCUCGUGGCUACUGUUCCUCCGAAUAACAUGCAGUUUAAUGACCAUUUUAAACGAGACUACGACACAAGUUGGGAAAGGUCUGUAAAGGAAUGCGAUAGACUUCUAAAGCACAUCGUCUCCCUUUCCCCUCACAAAGUGAUGGACACCCUAUCCCUCAAUAACGCCAAACAAAACAUACUACUAUUAACUCAACCAUUGGCUGACAUCGCGAACAAUAUCGCCGAUAAUGUGAAGGAAUGUGAGGCACAUAAGAGACGGAUAUUUCAUUUUCAAGGCACUAUAGAGGAACUCCAACGGGAACUGUAUAUCCCAUCCAAGGAUAUAGUGUCCACGCCAUUGGAUAAGCCUAAGACAGUGUGCGGGGACCCUAAGUGUUGUACCAAAGAAAAUAUAAAUGGUGUGGAGAAAGUUCACUAUCAUAUCAACUGUCAUUCCCCGUGUUAUCUAACUCAUAGUGACGGCAAUAUUAUGGGUAAUAAAGGUCUACUCGAUUGUCAAGCGUUUAAUAAAUACGAAGAAAGUGGCACAUUUUGGGGUUUACCGACAGAUCUUCAUCCCGACCAGAAUUAUACUGGUAAACCCAAUGAAGAAGGUAGAAUUUUAUUAACAAAUAGCACAAGGACGAAAUCGGAAAAAUGUUUCGGAUGUGGUCACUCCUAUCAAACGCACCUACAUAUCAAUUACGAGACCAAAAUCCUGACCAAAAGGAUUCGGGAUGAGAGCAAAAACAAACGCAUUACAACUGAUAAAGAGGCAAUGGAUGCGAUACAGUCUAAGAUGGAUGAACUGGAUGAGAAGAUAAAAGAAUUAACUGAUGAGCAGGACACAAUCACGAAAUGUAUGGCUCAAUUCGCGUGGUUUCUGAAACACAACGCCUUAACCACAUUUAACGACGCCUUCGAUGACUACGUCCGACACCUGAUUGACAACGAGAGGAAAGGCGGUACAAUGAGCGCUGAGGAUAAUCGGGAGACCAUUAAAAAGUUGGAACAGCUGCUCGUCAAAUAUAAGUAUGAGAAGGAAGUCAUACAGAAAGCGAUGGAAAAUAGUAACCGAAACAACGGUGCUGUUUGCAUAUCCCUGGAGGACAUUGACAAGAAUAUCCGUGAGUUGUGUGGGCUCAAGUGGAAUGGAGGCACCAUUGCGAAGAUGUUAGCCGAUCAGCACCUGUCGAAAGCCAAGUCACACGCAGUCGCUAAGGAAAUGGAGUAUAGAGUACCGAAAAGGUCGUCUUUAUUCAGAAAAUUGGGAACUUUUGUUAGUUGGUUUAAUCCGUUUACUUAAAUACAUAAUUUAUAUUUUUUCAAAAGUAUAUUAUUCAGAUUAUCAAUAUUUUCAAUAAC